Messenger RNA from Ceratosolen solmsi marchali, 1238 nucleotides. RefSeq names its product guanine nucleotide-binding protein G(i) subunit alpha-like. NCBI's taxonomy places the organism in Eukaryota, Metazoa, Arthropoda, Insecta, Hymenoptera, Agaonidae. Gene Ontology annotation, cellular component: cytoplasm; heterotrimeric G-protein complex. Bases 108 to 1178 code for a protein of 356 amino acids. Gene Ontology annotation, biological process: adenylate cyclase-modulating G protein-coupled receptor signaling pathway. Gene Ontology annotation, molecular function: G-protein beta/gamma-subunit complex binding; G protein-coupled receptor binding; GTPase activity. The transcript is spliced from 2 exons. The record is from RefSeq and is a predicted model, not a curated record.
UUCAACUCGACAUUGUGAUUAGUGAGUUGAAAUUUGAGAUUUAGAAUAUGAGUUGAGAUUUUCCCUGGAUAUUGACGAGAUCUGAAUUCAAAUAAGGUAAAUAUAAAAUGGGGUGUGCAACAAGUUCUAAUGGUGAGAAAGCAGCAGCUGAAAGAUCUAAAAAGAUUGAUAAAGGCCUUAGGGCAGAUGGAGAAAAUAUUGCCAAUGAAGUUAAAUUACUUUUACUUGGAGCUGGAGAAUCUGGAAAAUCUACAAUUGUAAAACAAAUGAAGAUAAUUCAUGAAACUGGAUAUAGUCAAGAGGAAUGUCAUCAAUUUAAACCUGCUGUAUACAGUAAUGCAAUACAAAGUUUAAUGACAAUAAUUCGAGCAAUGGAUCAACUUAAAAUUGAUUUCUCAGAUUCAAGUAGAUUUAAUGUUGCUAGGCAAUUUUUUACAAUAGCAUCAUCUACUGAAGAAGGUGAAUUAAAUAAUGAACUGGUUUAUUUAAUGAAAAUUUUGUGGCAAGAUGCUGGUGUUCAACAUUGUCUGACACGGAAUAGAGAAUAUCAAUUAAAUGAUUCUGCAGCUUAUUAUUUAAACGCUUUGGACCGUAUUACACAGCCAAAUUACAUUCCAACUCAACAAGAUGUUUUAAAAACUAGAAUAAAAACAACUGGAAUUGUGGAAACACGUUUUUCUUUUAAGGGAUUACAAUUUAAAAUGUUUGAUGUUGGUGGUCAGCGUUCAGAAAGAAAAAAAUGGAUCCAUUGUUUUGAGGAUGUAACUGCAAUAAUAUUUUGUGUUGCAUUAAGUGAAUAUGACUUAGUCCUCGCUGAAGACGAAGAAAUGAAUCGAAUGAUUGAAUCAAUGAAAUUAUUUGAUUCUAUUUGUAAUAGUAAAUGGUUUAUAGAUACAUCUAUUAUUCUUUUUUUGAAUAAGAAAGAUUUAUUUGAAGAAAAAAUUAAUAAAAGUCCACUAAGCAUUUGCUUUCCAGAAUAUAAAGGACAGAAUAGUUUUGAAGAAUGUGCUUCAUACAUUCAAAUGAAAUUUGAAAAUCUCAAUAAACGCAAAGAACAAAAGCAAAUGUAUUCACAUUUUACGUGUGCUACUGAUACAAAUAAUAUUCAGUUUGUUUUUGAUGCAGUAACAGAUGUAAUCAUACAAAAUAAUCUUAGCAGUUGUGGUUUAUUAAGUUAAGAAAUUUUGAUGAGUAUGUUGAAGUAAAUUAUGUUAUAAAAUUACAAUAAUUUUAUAGUA